Messenger RNA from Mizuhopecten yessoensis (Yesso scallop), 7132 nucleotides. RefSeq lists its product as uncharacterized. The record is from RefSeq and is a predicted model, not a curated record. The transcript has 5 exons. Bases 20 to 3646 code for a protein of 1208 amino acids. NCBI's taxonomy places the organism in Eukaryota, Metazoa, Mollusca, Bivalvia, Pectinida, Pectinidae. Gene Ontology annotation, cellular component: nucleus.
GUAACAGAAUUCCUUCGGUAUGGAGUCGAAUAUCCGGGCACUUGUCAAUAUUAAAAUGGCGGAGGAAGAAACGACAGAUUCACGAAAUAAUGAAAACAACGAUAAUAUCUUUGAGAUCUUGCAAAAACAAACUUCUAUGCGUAUGACACUAGACACAUUUGAUGACCAACUAAGUGAAAAUGAUAAUGACAUAUUGUUCAAUCUAAAACGGGACCAAACAGGUUACAGGAAUCUACCGGGAUUGCAAAUCACACAUGCUGCACAUGUUGCGAAGGAGGAUAAAAAUAAACAAUCUGAUUCUCCAGUGACAUCUUCACCUUCAGAUCCAAAACGUCUGAAAAUUGCAACCAUUCCAACAACACAUAUUCCAGAUCCAUGUGUCAGUCCAGAUACUGGCAAAAGGAGGCGAAUUCAACAUGAUUAUCGUAGACUGUCAAAUUCUGGAUAUUUAGACGAUUAUGUCAGUAGUGAAAGGCGUUUUUCAUCAACAAGUGAUUCAUCAGAAAUAAGUGGUUCGCCGUCACCUCCCAAGCAAAAACCAUUACAGAAGCCAUCAAAUGGAAUGAAUGGAACGACGAAAGUGUCUCCAUCCCCAUCCAAUCAUGACAGACAUUCUGAUGUUGACAACAGGAGCGUGGACAGUCACAAUGGUACGGCGUCAAGUCCUGAAAAACUCUGCAAGUUAGCCAUCAGUAACCACCAUGGCUCCAGAGACAAGGAGGUGUCCAGCGAACACAAGGAGCACCGGCACCACCACCACCACCACUCGGAGCACCACCACAAACAUGCACAUCACAAACAUAAGCAUCAUCAUCACAAGGAGCAGCGGCAGACCCCCCCCACAAAGACACCGCUAGUCACCCUCAACGGCAAACAGGACUACCAUGUCAUCCCACAACAGACUGGCCUCACUCUCAAAAUCUCAGGAAAGAAACGAAUCGUCAAUAAUUGUGGGGUACAGGUCAACCUCCGCCGCAGGACGGAGAACAAAGGUGUACAGGUACCGUCAAGCAGUGGUUCCUCGAGUGGUAAGGAUGUAAAGAUAGCUUCGUCUGGGACUUUCUCCCCAAAGAAAGGGGUUUCCAGGGUGUCCCGUGGGACCCAGACAGACAAGAAGUCUGGCAAAUAUAAUACUGACAGCAGUAGUAGUAAUAGGAAUGGUGGUCACACCAAUGUGGAAAAUGACUCUAGGCCUCUGAGUGCUAUCGAUGUUGUGAAAAACAUCAACACACAUUGUUUUCAACACAUGGACUUAAAGAAAGGACAUGAUGUAGGUGAUUCCCUUUUGCCUUUUUCUAAUUCUAAAUUUAAGCAGUUUAUGCAUUUAGAAAAAUAUUCAAAUGGUGGAGCACUUGUGUUACAUGUUUAUCAAGAUGAAAUCUCACACCUUUCCAAGGAAGAGCGUGUCGAAUUAGCAAAGGACUAUUUUGAUUUUGUGUAUGGUGAAAGUCCAGAAGGUGUGUCAAAUUGUGUGAUGGGCAUUGUUCAUGGGGCUGUAGCGUCCCAACCAGACUACAUAGACUAUUUUGCCGAAAAUCAUCCUAACAUGACAGUGAAGGCGGGCAUUUUAGGCAAAUCGGACAUUGAAAGUUUGUCAAUGAGUAAAUACAGAGAACAGGUGAUAAAAUCUUACCAGAAUGGCACGUUCCGUACGGGGCCUUUGUUACAGAUAAGCUUAGUUGGGACGGUGCACGAGGAGGUAGGGGACUAUUUUCCAGAGUUUUUGGAUUCAUUGGAGGAGAAUGAGUUCCUUAAAGCAGUGAUGCCUUGGGGUGAGCGGUCACUGGUACAGCUGAGCAGGAACCUCAGUAAUGAUGGUCCCAUACUGUGGGCGCGUCCCGGAGAGCAGAUGGUUCCCACUGCUGACAUGCCAAAGUCACCAUACAAACGCAAACGUGGUAUGAAUGAGCUGAAGAAUCUGUCAUACCUGCCACGUGCAUCUGAGCCUCGCGAGGUUCUAGUGGAGGACAGAACACGCUGUCACGCUGACCAUGUGGGUCAAGGUUUUGACCGAAUGACCACAGCGGCUGUAGGAGUUCUCAAAGCUGUCAAGUACGGAGAAGACAGAAACGAUGAAGGGCGUGUUGUGAAGGAUGUGAUUUGUUUCCAUCCGGGAGAUUUCAUAGAAUUGGUUGAUAAACUUCAUUUAGAUCUCCAUGAACCUCCAGUCUCACAGUGUGUGACAUGGUUGGAAGAUGCAAAACUGAAUCAGCUGCACAGAGAAGGAAUCCGAUUUGCUCGCAUCCAGCUACGAGACGAUGACAUCUACUUCAUCCCACGCAACGUAAUUCAUCAAUUCAAAACUGUCUCGGCCGUCACAAGUAUCGCAUGGCACAUCCGACUAGCUCAGUAUUAUCCACCGGAGCCCGAGGAGGAGGCAUGCAUGGACAGUUCCUCAACAGAGGAGAAAUGCGUAACUUCUUCGGAUCAACAGGUUGUUGAUGUGAAGGAUUCAACGAGUUCCACUGCAACAACUUCCAUGCAAGAAAGAGAAGAAAAAUCUGACAAAAUGGCAUCAAUAUUGGUGCCUCCUGUAGACUCCGCUGUACAAAGGGAUAGUAAGGAGCAAAACACCUCAACUCAUCCAACACAAAAAGUCACAUUUUUGGCAGAUAUGAAGGAAAAACUAACAACACUUGCCACAAAAAUUAAAUCAUCUUCUGUGAAACUAGAGGAAAAGGACAGAAAUUUGUCAGAAUCGUCAACACCUAAGCAUCAUUCUGUGAAGGUUGAAAAGAAGGACAAGGCUACAGCAUAUUCCACAAAGUUGGGAGUCUCGCCCAUGAAAACAAAUGACAAAAAGGAACCAGUUGUACCUCUUCCUCACAAACCAGCAAUUAAGAUGGAAAAGCAAGAAAGAGCCGAGGCUAUUUCAAAAGCAAUGAGUGCUGCACAGAUGAAAGUAGAAAGGCAAGAUAAAAACAGUCCUCACAAUGUUGCAGAGAAAAAGUCUAGAAAUUUUCAUAUGAAGGAUGUGGAGAAAAAAUCCAGCAGCAGUCCUCUCAAGGAUGUGGAGAAAAAAUCUAGCAGCUGUUCUAUCAAGGAUGUGGAGAAAAAAUCCAGCAGCAGUUCUCUUAAGGAUGUGGAGAAAAAAUCUAGCAGCUGUUCUAUCAAGGAUGUGGAGAAAAAAUCCAGCAGCAGUCCUCUCAAGGAUGUGGAGAAAAAAUCUAGCGGCUGUUCUAUCAAGGAUGUGGAGAAAAAAUCUAGCAGCUGUUCUAUCAAGGAUGUGGUGAAAAAAUCUAGCAGCAGUCCUCUCAAGGAUGUGGUGAAAAAAUCUAGCAGCUGUUCUAUCAAGGAUGUGGUGAAAAAAUCUAGCAGCUGUUCUAUCAAGGAUGUGGUGAAAAAAUCUAAAAACAUUCUUAAGGAAGCAGGAAAAAAACCUUGUGUGCAAAAAGAUACCAUUUCAAUUCUCCCAAUCAACAGUCCUCAUGUUCCUGAUGCUCAAAGCUCCACUUCCAAUUUCCAGUCCAGUAGUGAGAUUGAAACUGCUAGGGACACUACCUCAUCGGAGAACAGUAUCCCUGAAAAAGUGAAGACAAGGGACACAACUCCACAGCACAUAGACACUGCAGAAAAUCCAAAGGCAUCAGACACAGAAAACAAUCGUGCAAAACAGGAAGUUGAAGUCCCCAUGGACACUUCAUAGCAAAUAAUUCCAUCCGGCAGUAUUUCAGUUCUAAAGAACCCCCUACAGAUCUUCCUCAAGAUGCAAUCCAGGGAGUUUGGGGCUACGGUGUCAUAUGUGCAAAGCUGUUUCCAUUUAAAAUUACUAACUCUCUUGUAAUUUGAUUUAUUCUUGGCUCUGCGCAGCAUCUAUGAUACUGGGCCCACAUGAUAGGAUCCAUGUAGGCUGUAGUUUUAUCAUAGACACAAUUGUGAAAACAUUAUAUCAUGCACAUCUUUUGUUUUAAGAAUAUCCAACAAUUUAAGUCAUGUUGUGUUGAUGGAUUUUGUAUACAUGUAUUUAUCAACAAGAGUUUAAGCCUAGAGUAUAGCUAUAAUGUCUGUUUAUGGAUGUAUGGUGGAUUUGUGUCGACAGUGAUAUGGGGUCUAGUUCAAAGGGAUGAGUUACUCUAUAUAAUUCUGAUAAGCCGAUGUCCAGUAAUUGCCCACUGCCUUGUUUUAUCAGUUGAUGUUGCCGUAGAUCGGAAGACAACUGCAGCUCCGCCGUGAUGCUAUAAUUCAACACAUCUGUCCAGCACUGUUUUACUACUGUGCCACAUACAGAUUGCACUGAUUAGCUUCUUAAAAUUGAUUGAAAUUGAUAUUUUCUGUAAAUUCUUGAAUAUUCUUGGCACCAAAUUUAUACCCUUUCUAAAUAGAUUUAUCGAAAGUCAAUAACAAGGUGAAUUUUAAAAUUGACUUUUAUUUAUUUCCAAUGGUCAAGUUUCGUUAGUCGUCAUUUAUUAAAAUUGAAUUAAAGGGUGUUGUGAUUCACGUGUCACUUUAAUUUCGUCUAAUUUUUGUCAACAUUAUAUCUGCAGUUGUUACUGAUUAAACUUGAAAUAUAUAUAUAGUUAUUGCUGCUAGCAAGUAUACAAGGUCAAUUAUUUGAUUCAGAAUGACAAAAAAUAUGUUUUUGUAAAUGUUUUAAAAAGCUUUAUUGAAGAGUGUACUUACAAACUUUCUAAAUAUGUUUAGAGAUUAUUUCAUUAAAUAACCUUAGCUGUUGAUAGGCCAUUAAACCCAAUACAACCAACCAACAACCAACCUCAUCAUGUACCUCAAUGAUAUAUCGUUCAAAUUGAGAAGAAAUACUUGAAGUUAAAAUUUAAAAAAUCAAGAAAAUAUAUAAUAUAGAUGUCCUUUAUGAAGAUUGAUGCAGGUUUAGCCAUUUUAUGCAAAACAACAGAUAUUUUAAAUAUUUCUUUUCUAUUAAUUAUUUAGAUGAUACAAGAAAGAUAGUUUCUUUAUCUUGUCUUUUGUGAUACAGAGUGAUGUUAUAAGGUAGAAAGAGAUUUUCAGAUCUGAUUAUAAGUACCAACUUUCUGUAUGUUGUUGUAUAUGUACUAUAUCUACUUGUGAUAAACCCUUGACCAGUAAUAAGCCCACCCCUAGUUAAUCAGAUUUAACAUGUCAAUGAAAUGAGGAAUUAGUCCCAUUAGCCAUUUGACUCCUUAACCCUUUCACCCCAGUGUAACUUAAGUAAACUCUUCCAUGCAUUGAUCGGGAUGAGUCCAUUACGGUCUACAGUGGUGAAUGGGGUAUUACGGCCUAGGGUACCAUGGGUUUAUUACUGUUAGUUUAUGAUAAUUUAAGGCUUAGCGUUAUUGUCCGUCCAGAGAUACAGUGGGAAUGCCUUUGUUAACGAAUCUUCAAACAGGAGCAGAGAUAUUUAUGAUUACAUGAUGGCAAUGCAACUUUAUAAAUAAAUGUCUGAGUGUCAGAAAAAGUAUAAAUUUGAUUAAUAUUGAAAAUAUAUAUAAACAAUUUAAUAAUUAUUUUCACCAGAACUUUGUAUCCAUUCACCCCUGCUUUGGAUAUGCAAUGGUCAUUAAUCUUUCUAGUUUGUACUAGGGCCUGUAUUCUGAACCAAUGGGAAUUACACUUGUAUUCUGAACCAAUGGGAAUUACACUUGUAUUCUGAACCAAUGGGAAUUACACUUGUAUUCUGAACCAAUGGGAAUUACACUUGUAUUCUGAACCAAUGGGAAUUACACUUGUAUUCUGAACCAAUGGGAAUUACACUUGUAUUCUGAACCAAUGGGAAUUACACUUGUAUUCUGAACCAAUGGGAAUUACACUUGUAUUCUGAACCAAUGGGAAUUACACUUGUAUUCUGAACCAAUGGGAAUUACACUUCUGCAACUUGUAAUAAUUGUGUUAUGUUCUAGCUUAAGGCUCUAAAGAUCAGCCCCGGCCCAUGUUGCGAAAUUGUAUAAUUAUAAGCUCAUAAAAUGUAUGUGGCCCAAUUGGUGCUGGGCCUUACAGUUUUAACAGGAGAAGAUUAUUAUUUGAAUCAAUUUGACACAUCUGUAUCAACGCAAGACUGUCAACUACUAUAUCCGUGAUCUUAUUUCAUGAUCAAGGUCUUGCGUAGCCUUCACAAAUUUUAUUGAUGUACUGUGAAAUUUUCCGUCAACUACACAAGUAGGGGGAGAUAACUGCAUGUUAACACGAGACAUUGAGGGCUUUUUUAAGUGGAUUUCAAUCAUUCCUAUCCUUAUGAUCUACAGAAACAGUGAACAUGUUUAUGAAAAGUGAAUUUUGUUACAGUUUAAAUAAAUAUCAACAUUCAGUUUAUAUGUUUGUAAAAACAAAAAGGUAUGAGCUUGCAUAAACUUUGCUUUUUAUAGAUCAAUUGUGGUUUGGAUGAUGCAAUACAUGGUGUUUUCAAUAUGUUUAUGAUAAAAGUGUCUUUGAUUAUGGUUCACAUAUUGAUGUGUAAAAAUAGUGACAUUUCUGUUAGUGUUUAUGAUCACAUUUACAAUGUAGAUGGCCUCAUACAGAUAAGACAUUAUAACUCACUGCAACACACCACAGGUGUAAAGUUACACAGGCACAUUUCAGACUACGUCUAUUCACGAUAUUGUUUUAUGUUGACGAGGCAGCUGAUGAAGUUUUAAUUAGACCUGGUCUGUUGUUGUUGAUGUAUUCAUCGUGUUUGUUUGAUGUAAUUAUGAUUAAUUUUUAUCUACAACAUUUUUCAUGUUGUGUGCGUUAAUUUAAUGAAUGUGUAUUCAUAUUGCAAACAGAAGAGGAUUUGAGAUGUUUAGUACUUCCUGUAUUUAGCUUCAGCCCUAUUGCUUGAUAAUGACAUCACACAUUAUGUGUGUAAAACGUCUCCCUAUGACUAAUUGAUGUGCACAAUUGAUAUGUAUACACAGUAUUGAGAUAGAUUGUACGGUAAAUGUACUGGUAUAUCCCUUCCAUAGUUUUAAAAUGUUGUAUCCAAACUAAUAAGUGUACCUGUCUUUGAAAGUAUUCUCACAUCUUCAGAAUUUGUUUACGAGGAUGAGACAGUGUCAGUUUGUUUCACCCAUCCUACGAAAUCUUCUCUUGUUUCUUUGUCUCUAAGAUACCAAAACAUUUAGCUUGAUAAAUAGAUUUAUUAAGAUCAGGGAUGUAUCAAGUUUGUUUUUUAAAACUUAACGUGUUUGUAUGAUUGACUAUAUAUAUAUAUAGCUACAAC